Messenger RNA from Branchiostoma belcheri (Belcher's lancelet), 3561 nucleotides. RefSeq names its product suppressor of RPS4-RLD 1-like. Bases 293 to 2965 code for a protein of 890 amino acids. NCBI's taxonomy places the organism in Eukaryota, Metazoa, Chordata, Leptocardii, Amphioxiformes, Branchiostomatidae. Gene Ontology annotation, molecular function: protein binding. The record is from RefSeq and is a predicted model, not a curated record. The transcript is spliced from 6 exons.
UUAGGCUUAGGCUCAGUAAGCUCAUGAGAAGCAAGUCUAGCCGUUAAGCAGAUCUCGAGUUUUAUAUCAUGUACAAUGGUUGAUGCUAACAAUCGCACAAACGUUUGCUAGCAGGUGGGUCUAACGUCAACCGUCGAUGCCUCGUAAUUGUGAACUACCAAUUGUGGUCAACAGAGUAACGAGAAUGUUCCAUGCAGAAACAGUAAAAUACAAACUGUAAUCUCCAUGUUAGCUGAUAGGUGGCGCUAUGGGAUAGUGUUUGCAGUCAAUAGUUCACCCAAGAGCAGCAGGUAUGGCGGACAACGUUCUCGUCAGUAGCCAACGGCACUACAUCCAGGGAAGGUACAACGACGCCAUCAAACUCUUGUCCCAGGCCCUGAAGGACAAGGGGCGUUCAUUGGAGCCCAAGGACACCGCGGCGAUCCACUGUAAUCUUGCUUCUUGCUAUUUAAAGCUAGGACUUCUGCGGAAAGUUGUGUCAAGUUCUGACGCCGCCAUCAAAGUGGACGCCUCUUCCCUCCAGGCGUACCUGUACAAAGGUAAGGCACUGUACAGACUGAAGAAGCCUGACCAGGCGCGGGAGGUGUGGGAGUCAGCCCUCUCCAGGUACGGGGACUUCCAGGUGCUGACUGAGAUCCUGGACUGCAUCCAGGGUUUGGAGGACGAAAAGUCUGGCAAUACACAAGCCCAACAGUCUACCAAUAUAGAGGUGAAUGGUGAUGCAGACAGUGAGAGGUCAACGACCCCCCAACCCAUGCAGGAAGGGACAACAGAGAGUCAACAGGACAACAAGAAAACAACAGGUGGCUUUCUGGAUCCCAAGAGCACAGAGUUCCAGGUGGCACGGGGGUUUCUACUUGUGAACGAAUCAAACUACACCGAAGCCAUCAAGCUUUUCAACACCAUUCUCCAGCUGCACCCCAUGACGUACAAGGCCUACGUUGGGAGGGGGACAGCGUACGCCAUGACCAGACAGCUCCUAAAGGCAGAGGCCGAUUUUACGCAGGCUCUCACACUUGAACCCAAAGAAGCAGAAAUCUGGAAACGCCGUGGUCAGGUACGAGCAGCUCUCGGCAAGGAGAGCCAAGCAAUCGAGGACUUGAACCAAGCCCAGUCCAUUGCUAAGGACGUGGAUGUGGACAUACAGAAGGAGGUUGGUCUGAUCUAUCAAGCAAAAGGUGACAAUGUUUCUGCACUCAUGCACUUCAAGAGGGCCGAGAAAGUCCUCCUGGGGAAACAGAAGCAAGGAGACCUGGACAAGUCCCAGGGUAAGACCUUGUGGAACGCCAUGGGCCUGUGUCAGAACGGCCUGGGGUACUGCAUGGACGCCGUGGCUUCCCAGCAGCGGGCACUAGACCUGGAUCCAGACUUCCGCGAAUCCAUCGUGAACAUGGCUCAGGCGUACAAGGAUUUUGGGAACUUUCGGACGGCAGAUGAGCUGUUCACUCGAGCCCUGAAGCUGGAGCCUGGCUGUGUGACCACGCUGAACCUCCACGGCCUAUGCCUGUACGGCGCCGGCGAGAUCCGCCGCAGCUACGACACCUUCUGUAAGAUCCUGGAGAUCUCCCCACAUAGCGAAGACUGUCUGUUCAUGCACGGCAUCAGUGCACAAGGCUUGGGGCUGUUCCGCAAAGCCGCGGAGAGCUUCUCCAGGAUAAAUGGGAUGAACCCCUCCCACUGGGCCUACUACACCCGCGAGCUGUCCCUGUUCCAACACCACCACCUGGACAUGCCCAUGAAAGACUAUAACGCAGACAUUGAGCUAAACGAGUGUUUCAAGGAAGCGUGGACCAAGAGACUUGACCCAACCCAUCUGACCUUUGACUAUUGCAAGCAGGCUGACUUCAGUCCAGAUAUUGCCGAUGUGGAUCAGAAUGCAACUCUUAGUAAUGUUGCAAGAGACAUUGCAAAGGUAGCGUUUCCCCUGGGUGACAAGCUACAGUAUCACACCCCGGGGUUCCUGGUGAACAGGAAGCAGCACCGCUGGUUUGGCCUGGCCAUGCUGGACAUGGCGCAGACAGUACGCCGCGUCUGGAGGGUCAUGAGGAAACAGGACACAGGCGGCAGCAUCAUCGUGACGGGCCGUGCCAGUAGUGGCUGCCGCACGUCGCACGUAUUCGGCUGGCGGGACCUGUUUGACAUUGCGGUGAAGUGGCGUCAGGCCUCGGAGCCGAACGACCCAGUGUGGUGGGUGGACCUGCUGAACCAGGAGACCUUUGCUGAGGGUUUUGGUUCCCAGACUCCCAUGAUCCUCGGACAGUGUCACGUGGUGCGCUACUACCCCUACUGGAAAAAGGCAUUCCCCCUGAUGAAGGAUCUGAUGAAGGACCAGUGUACCCCCUCCCCCGCACAGCUAGAACAGAUCAAGGAGGCCAAGACUCCGCACGACCUCUACGUCAUCCGCAGUCACGACUUCUACGUGGCCACGCCCUGCCACAGCCAGGCCGUCCCCGGCCGCAUCAUGGAGGGCACGCGCCUCACCAUCCAGAAGAAGACUCGGUACGGCUACACGUGUUCUAUCCGCACGCCCGGCACCCCCGCCCGGUGGAAACAGUUCGACCAGGAGAUGGGGCAUGCCUGGGAGAAACUCUGCGAGGAGGCAGUGGGCCCACAGCCCGACACCAGAACCGUGUUCGAGCUCACCGCCACCCUGGCGUACUACUGGUACAACUUCAUGCCCCUGUCCCGCGGCUCAGCGGCCUGCGGACUCCUCUCACUCCACGCCGUGCUGUUGGCCAUGGAUCUGGAGAUCGGGCGGCCCAUGCCUGCUGGUUUGCAGGUGGACUGGGAGGCCAUCUUCCUGCCCACACCGCGGGACUUCAUCAGCAUGCUGGAUGAGUGGGUGGGCUCCUCUCUGCAGUCCUGUGACCCAAGUCCUCUUCACUCCCUCCCUAAUGUGUCAGAAACUUUCUCAACUCUUAGGUCCAUUUUGGAAAUUCUUAAUUAUGAAAAAAGUCUAGAAUAGUUUCUUCUCUUUACCUUAACUCUGUGUAGGCAUACUUUGAUUUGGGAAACUUUUGUUGUGGUUUUCUUUGGCAGCAAGAGGGAAAUAGAAAAUAACGACUUGAAAUUUGGUGGACAUCAAUAGAAGGUUUUGAUUAUACUGUUAUAGUAUGUAGUUAAUACUAAGAACUUGUGCCCAGAAAUGCGAGUUAUGCCCCUUGAUUCUGCAUAAGGCCCCAAUCUUUUGAUUCAGAGUGCUUGUAUGUCAAAUUUGGUAUGUCUCACUGAACUACGUAUCUUGGCUUGAAUUUUACUGAUACAUGUACAUGUAUAUGACAGUGUACAGUCAAUUGAUUUACUAGUAGUAGUAGUAGUACAAUAGAUUGGGUACUCUGUGUUCGGGUAAUAAUAUUUUCAAUAUCAAACUGUAAUAAUAUGUUAUACCUUGUAUGCUAUUAUUUCAGGGACUUUCUCUAAUAUAGCAGAAGCAAUCUAAACAUUACACAUGAUACACAGUAUCCAUAAAAUUUCAAAUGUUUGCACAUGUACAUUGUACAGAGGGAAAGAUAGAGGCUCCUGGAAAACAAUGUGAUUCAAAGAAGAUGCUUACGUCAAAGC